AUGGGAAGUGAAGAAAAGAAGAAUUCUCUGCAAGUUUUUUGCAUAGGAACGGCUGAUACAAAGCUCGAAGAGAUCCGAUUCCUUGCGGAGUCCGUUCGAUCCCGUCUCCGCUCCUUUUCCAAUUCUUCUUCCUCCCAGGUGCAAGUGACGGUUAUUGAUGUUUCAGCCGGUCCGAAGGAGAUUGAGAGCUGUGGGGAUUUCAAAUUUGUGCCAAGAAAAGAUGUCCUCUCUUGCUAUUCAAUGUUUGGGGGCCAAUUUUCCAUCAAGCUUCCUGAUGAUAGAGGCAGAGCCGUUACAAUAAUGAAUAAAGCACUAGAAAAUUUUCUAAAGAAAGCUCAUGCUGAUGGUGUUCUUGCUGGAGUUAUUGGGCUGGGAGGCAGUGGAGGAACGUCUUUAUUAUCAUCAGCUUUCAGGUCUCUUCCAAUUGGAAUACCCAAGCUCAUUGUAUCGACUGUGGCCAGCGGUCAAACUGAACCUUAUGUUGGGACGUCGGAUUUGAUAUUGUUUCCAUCCCUGGUUGAUAUUUGUGGCAUUAACAAAGUGAGUAGGGUUGUGUUUUCUAAUGCCAGUGCUGCUUUUUCUGGAAUGGUGAUUGGAAGGGUUGAGAUAUCUAAAGAGUCUCCACGUGAUAAUGAAAAGUGUACAGUUGGUCUAACAAUGUUCGGGGUUACAACUCCAUGUGUAAAUGCCAUCAAAGAAAGGUUGAUUGAAGAAGGAUUUGAGACCCUGGUUUUUCAUGCCACUGGAGUAGGGGGCAGGGCUAUGGAGGACCUUGUUAGAGAAGGUUUUAUACAGGGUGUUUUGGACAUCACUACAACAGAGGUCGCAGACCACGUAGUUGGAGGUGUCAUGGCCUGCGAUGGUAACCGCUUUGAUGCCAUAACAGAGAAGAAGAUCCCUUUAGUUCUGAGUGUGGGAGCCUUGGAUAUGGUGAAUUUUGGUGCCAAAGUUACCAUACCUUCAAAAUUUCAGCAAAGAAAGAUUCAUGAGCACAAUGAGCAGGUUUCACUGAUGCGGACUACAGUAGACGAAAACAGGAAAAUUGCUGGCUUUAUAGCAGACAAAUUGAACAACUCAUCAUCAAAGAUUCAUGUUUGCCUGCCAGAAAAAGGUGUUUCUGCUUUGGAUGCACCAGGAAAGCCCUUUUAUGAUCCUGAGGCUACUGGUAGUCUUUUAGAUGAACUACAGAAGCUUAUUGAGAUCACUGAAGAUCGGCAGGUUAAAGUGUAUCCUUAUCAUAUUAAUGACACUGAGUUCGCCAAUGCAUUGGUCGACUCUUUCUUAGAGAUUUUUAAGAGUUGUGAAGACACCAGUAAUAAUCAAGCUAUUUGUCAACCCAAUCAAGCUCUUCAAGAAGAUAAUUCUGCUUCCAGGAUAAACUCUGGUAAUGGGGCCAUCUCUUACAUCCUGAGUGACUUCCCUGAUGCGAAACCAGAAACCUUAAAAAGAACACAAGUGAUACUGCAGCAAUUGAAGGAUCAAAUAAGUGAGGAGAAACCCAUUAUAGGGGCUGGUGCAGGGACGGGCAUAUCUGCAAAGUUUGAGGAAGCUGGCGGUGUGGAUCUGAUUGUCUUAUACAACUCAGGGCGCUUUCGGAUGGCAGGAAGGGGUUCCUUAGCUGGUUUGUUGCCCUUUGCUGAUGCAAAUGCAGUAGUAUUGGACAUGGCUAAUGAAGUGUUACCUAAACCCAUUAUAGGGGCUGGUGCAGGGACGGGCAUAUCUGCAAAGUUUGAGGAAGCUGGUGGUGUGGAUCUGAUUGUCUUAUACAACUCAGGGCGCUUUCGGAUGGCAGGAAGGGGUUCCUUAGCUGGUUUGUUGCCCUUUGCUGAUGCAAAUGCAGUAGUAUUGGACAUGGCUAAUGAAGUGUUACCUAUGCUCUACUCAUCGAUCACAAUGCCCUCGUCUGAGUUAUGUCCUAUAUCUGGUCCUAAAGAGGCAGAAUUUGUACUAAAGAGAACCAAGGGAGUUCAUGGGUUUUAUGGUGCAUCUAGUUUGGAGAGGCUGCCAGUUGAACAAGCUAUAACAACCACUGUUCAGCAGUACAAAUCAAUUUCUAUGAAGUGA
Molecule: messenger RNA, 2064 nt
Organism: Ilex paraguariensis (yerba mate)
Lineage: Eukaryota; Viridiplantae; Streptophyta; Magnoliopsida; Aquifoliales; Aquifoliaceae
Source: the annotation of a GenBank genome assembly